AUGCGUGCCUUCGCUCUCUCUGCCGCUCUCCUGAGCGGGUUCUUAACCUGCUCUUCCGCACUCUCCGACCUGGAUGCAUCAGUAUGGAAGAAUAUCGAGUCUAAGGUGGACUCUAGGUCCAUCAAACGACUCUCGAACCGUCCUGCCAAGCGCCAGUCCGGAUGGAGCCCGCCAUCCGAACUCUCGACAGCUCUUACUGAGGUCUGGGAUCACUAUGAAUCCACAUACAGUGGUGGCCCAUUCGCAGAGACCAACUGGGGAUGGCACCAGACCAUGAACAACAAGGGGCAAAGAACCCAGCUUGCAACCAAGUAUGCCGAGCAAUACGAGAAAUGGUUCACCUGGGUGUAUGGGUUUGAUGGAUUCCCUUACUCCGCCAUCGACGUCAAGAUUGUCGGAUGGGCCGUCAAGGAUACGAGCCUCCUUCAGGGGUCCACGGAUGGCAUCACUGUAUACACUGAAAAGGAUUCCGACGGAGUCCCGAUGUGCACUGAAGGCAAAUUCGACCAAUCGCUUUGGCUCACCGACGGACUCGAUGGAGGCUUCGGCUACACUUGGGGUCAGCAAGUAGGCCGUGAAUACUUCAUGGACAACAUUGAUUCUGAAAACAUCCACAUUCUCCUGCACGAGAUGGGCCACACAUUCGGCCUUGACGACUACUGGACCCCUACUGGCGUUACCAACUUCAUCAUGCUCGCUGGAUCUGCCAUGGAGGUGACCGACUUUGAUGGUUGGAUGUUCCGUAACUGGUGGUAUGAACUCGCCCAGAAGAACAGCUGGUCCAGCGGAAGCUCCGAUUCGACCGGCACUCCUUCUUCAGCCAGCUCCGCAGUUGCAACCACGCCCGCAGCUACCGCACCCGCCACGACUGCUGCUCCUUCUCCUACCACCACCCCCGGCGGCUCGCCCGCUUCUACCGUCAGGACCAGGACCAGAACCAGAACCAGGACCUCGAAUGGAGCUGUCGAGACACCCACCCAGGCUACGCCAGUUAUCCCGGCACCUUCCCAGGGAGGCUCCCAGGGCGGCAUGGCAGCAAAGAAAUGGGGACAAUGCGGCGGAAUUGGACACUCGGGCUCGACCGAAUGUGACGAAGGGCUGAAGUGCGUUCAGCAGAACGAGUACUACUUCCAGUGUUUGUAA
Molecule: messenger RNA, 1143 nt
Organism: Clonostachys solani
Lineage: Eukaryota; Fungi; Ascomycota; Sordariomycetes; Hypocreales; Bionectriaceae
Source: the annotation of a GenBank genome assembly